Messenger RNA from Lotus japonicus, 2543 nucleotides. Its product is annotated as probable aspartic proteinase GIP1. The record is from RefSeq and is a predicted model, not a curated record. Gene Ontology annotation, biological process: proteolysis. The coding region runs from base 151 to 1419 and encodes 422 amino acids. Gene Ontology annotation, molecular function: aspartic-type endopeptidase activity. NCBI's taxonomy places the organism in Eukaryota, Viridiplantae, Streptophyta, Magnoliopsida, Fabales, Fabaceae. The transcript has a single exon.
ACAGGGUUGUCCUCAAGGGGUGGGGCUUUAACUUUUGCAAGUUUUGUUGCAGUAACAUAACAUGCGCCUUAAUUACCUCGUAAUUAUGCACACCAACCAACCACUGCUUCUUUAUCUUCCUCCUCAAACCAUCACCUCUUCAAAACCAAAAUGCCAUUUCCAUUAUCACCCCAUUCUCUCUGCUUCAUCUUCUCCCUCUUCCUCUCCCUCCACCUUACCUUCCAAACCACCAUCAUUGCCCCAAUAUCCAAAGACAACUCUACCCAAUUCUACACACUCACUCUACACCUCAAAACCCCUCCCCAACCCACCAAACUCCACCUCCACCUAGGUUCUUCCCUCACCUGGCUCCUCUGCAACCCCACCACCUACAACUCCUCCUCCUCCUCCUACCACCCCCUCCCCUGCAACUCCUCCCUCUGCUCCUCCUUCCACUCCUCCGCUUGCACCCACAACACAUGCGCCCUCUUCCCGGAAAACCCCAUCACCAGAACCACCGUUCUCGCCACCGCACUUCUCGACUCGCUCACUCUCCCCACCUCAACUCAGACCCUACUCGCUCACAUCUCCGAUUUCCUCUUCUCUUGCUCAACCGCCCAAUUGCUCCAAGGCCUCGCCACCAACGCCGCCGGUCUAGCCGCCUUGGGCCGGUCCAACCACUCCCUCCCGGCUCAAAUCAGCUCUGCCUUCUCCUCCCCUAAUAUCUUCGCACUCUGCUUACCCGGUUCAUCAUCCCAAACCGGCACGGCUUUCUUCGGUUCAACCGGACCGUAUUUCUCCUCUUCUUCCAAAAUUGACCUCUCUAAAUCGCUUAAUUACACUCCGCUAGUAACAAACCCGGUCGGUGACACCGUCGUCACCGACAACUCACAACCGUCCGACGAGUAUUUUAUAAACGUGACUUCAAUCCGGAUCAACGGUGUGCAGCUUCCCAUCAACCAGUCAAUCCUGACCGUUGAUCAAAACGGCUACGGUGGGACCAAGAUCAGCACUUCAAAUCCCUACACUGUUCUAGAAAGUUCCAUCUACAAAGCGUUUGUUGAAUUGUUUGUGAACCAGUCCUCAACGGCGUUUAAACUAACGGUGACGGAAGCUGUGGCGCCGUUUGGUGCGUGCUACCAUGCGGAAGACCUUACGGAGACGCGGGUUGGACCUGCGGUGCCUACCGUUGAUCUUGUGAUGGAUGGCGAGGAUGUGUUUUGGAGAUUGUUUGGGAGCAAUUCGAUGGUGAGGAUUGAGAGUGGAGGAGGGGUGGUGUGGUGUUUGGGUUUUGUGGAUGGUGGGACCCGUAGGAGGACAGGCGUUGUGAUUGGAGGGCAUCAGAUGGAGGAUAAUCUUGUGCAGUUUGAUGUUGAGGCAAAUAGAUUUGGGUUCUCCUCAUCUCUUUUGCUUCAGGGUGCCACGUGUGCUUUUGGCUGAGCUCGGACUACUAAUUCUCUCGUCGCGGAUACUAGAGAGAUAAACAAUUUAGCGGCAAACUGCGUCGCAUUGCUACGAACGAUGAUUGAACCUAAAUAGUCAAGGGACGAGGUGAGUUAACACCAACACAUGUAUGGUUGCCUUCAAAUUGUACUUAAUGUAUUGUCACUAAUUUUGCCAAUUACUGAAACUGAAAGAUGAAAACGUUCCCCACAAAAGAUUAUAUGCAAUUGGGAUAGCUAGUUGUACAGCUAAUUGUACGCCAUAAGGUCAGCACUCACUUUUUAAUAAGAGAAAAUCAUAAGCUACAGAUAAGUUUUGCACAACAAUUGCCAUCAAUUUGAAGAUAUACUGUUAGGGUGGUUUUUGAUUUUAUGUUUUAAGAAUAAAAGUUAGCUUUAAGGUUUGCAAGUUUAAUUAUAAUUUUUUGUGAUUUUCAAUUUUAAAAAUUUAUUGCACUUUUGUAAAUUUAUAAUAUUCAUAACAAUUAUCAAUUUUGUAAAUUUAUGAUAAUGAGCGGUAGUGGUGACAUGAUAAUAGAGGGGUUAGGUAGCAAUGGUGGCAGCGAUAGUGAUGGUGGAGGAGGUGGUUGUGUUGGCAGUGGUAGAGAGUAGUGGAGGUGGUAGUGUCAAGGUCAUCGACGAUGAAGGUGUAGUGGUGGCGGUGAAGAUGAUGGUGGUGGAGGUGGAUGUACUUGAUGUUGGCGACGAAGGUUGCAAUGGCAGCGACGGUGGUGGUUAUGACGAUGACAACAUUGGUAAUGGUGGUAAUGGAACCAUGGUGGUGGUGGAGGUGGAAAUGAUGUUGUAGGAGGGUGGUGGUAGAAGUGGAGGUUGCAUCAGUAGUGAUGGUUGCAACUUGCGAUAAUGGAGGCGAUGGUGUUGGAGGGUAGUGGUGGUUGUGAAGGUUGCAGCGGUGGUGGUAGUAGUCAUGGAUGAUGCAAUGAAAGGUUGUGGUGGUAUUAAGAAAGUUUUUAUGUCUUCGAAGUUGACUGUAAUAACCUUAAUGUUUGGCGUGGUGGUCAGCCCACCUUGUCACUUAAUUAUGAGAUGACUUAAUUAUGAGAUGAGGGUUUGAUCUUCUCCUAAUAGCAGCUAACUAAUGUAUGAAAAUCAUUUUCAUAA